AUGUCUGUCGAAAUUGAGAUAAGUGACCUCGGUUUCCGCCGGCCUUUCGAUCGUGAAGUCACUGAGACGCUGCGUCUUCGCAAUGCUAACAGCGAUCCGGUGGCAUUCAAGGUGAAAACGACCGCUCCCAAGCACUACUGUGUCCGGCCGAACUCGGGUCGUAUUGAACCGGGCAGAUAUGUUGAAGUUCAAGUUCUCCUCCAGGCGAUGAAGGAAGACCCUCCUGCCGAUGCCAAGUGCAAGGAUAAGUUCCUGGUUCAAUCAGUUGCCAUCACCGGAGACCUGGAGUUUUCAAACGUUACGUCGAUCUUUGAGAAAGCCCCCAAAUCGUCGGUACAAGAGCGGAAGAUUCGUGUGACCUGGUUACCUGCAAAAGGUUCCGAUGGUGUGACCUCCACUGAGGAAGAACCACCGGCAUACUCGUCGCAUGGCGGUGACUUUGAAACCCCUGCACAAUUCGCUUCAAAGUCCGUCUCUAGCACUUCUCCCAUUGCACAACCCAGCUUCGAGAAAGCCAAGUCAGAAUCUCCAGCAGAGUCGACAAAAGCCGCCACACCGUCCACAGGCCAAGACGUCAAGUCAACUCCUACAAACAUCGCUUCAUCCUCUUCUAUCAACUACGAAGGACAACUGUCAGAUGCACAGGCUGAAAUUCGACGACUCAAAGAUGAACUUGCAUCCGGUUUGCGUCAACGGAAGACAGACAAGGGAUCGACUGCGCAGGGGUCAGCGCCUCUACUGCAGCAGCAACACCCUCAAGCAGCUUCGGAGGCAGGAGUCCCAGUUCAGAUUGUGGCAGCACUCUGUUUGCUGAGUUUCCUGCUUGCCUACUUCCUGUUCUGA
This is a messenger RNA of Talaromyces rugulosus, 843 nucleotides long. RefSeq lists its product as uncharacterized. The record is from RefSeq and is a predicted model, not a curated record. Bases 1 to 843 code for a protein of 280 amino acids. Gene Ontology annotation, biological process: endoplasmic reticulum membrane organization. Gene Ontology annotation, cellular component: plasma membrane; endoplasmic reticulum membrane. Lineage: Eukaryota; Fungi; Ascomycota; Eurotiomycetes; Eurotiales; Trichocomaceae. The transcript has 7 exons. Gene Ontology annotation, molecular function: FFAT motif binding.